This is a messenger RNA of Vidua macroura (Pin-tailed whydah), 2698 nucleotides long. RefSeq names its product malic enzyme 3 (gene ME3). The record is from RefSeq and is a predicted model, not a curated record. The transcript has 14 exons. Gene Ontology annotation, molecular function: malate dehydrogenase (decarboxylating) (NADP+) activity; NAD binding; malate dehydrogenase (decarboxylating) (NAD+) activity. Lineage: Eukaryota; Metazoa; Chordata; Aves; Passeriformes; Viduidae. Gene Ontology annotation, biological process: pyruvate metabolic process; malate metabolic process. Bases 960 to 2588 code for a protein of 542 amino acids. Gene Ontology annotation, cellular component: mitochondrion.
UGCAGUUUGAAUAGAAUCAUUGCCUACAGCAGAGGUGUAAAUAUCCUGAACAUAUCUAGAACAAUGCAUGAAGCCAUGUGCUCUGUAGGGAGAAAUCAUAAGGUUGUGGAAUCAAAUUGCAACAGUCUAUUCUAUUGAAUAGAGGCAAGGCAAGGAAAAACAACCAUAUCCAUCUAGUUGUCUUUUGCUCUGCAGUGUGUUCUCUUCUGCAUGGAUUGUGUCAUUUAUCCAGAAAUAUAUUAAAGCAUAUUAAAAAAUACACAUGCAGACAGCAACAUUAAUGGAAGAAUAAGCUGGAGAGUGUCCCUCUAGCAAAGCAGACGUGAACUUCAUGAGAGGGAUGCAGAUACAGAAGCAGUGUUAAUCUUAAAAUGAAAUUGAACAUGAAUCUUACCACCAUUUUGGGGGGUAAUCAGAGCACUGUUUUUUCAGGUGCUCUGAAAAGGUGCAGGGACCUGCGUUCUUGAGUAAAUAUAUAAUUACAACAUGAAGAAAUACAGAUUAUAUACAUUAUAUAACUAUACACAUAGUAAAAACAUUAUACGUACAAUAUACUGUGUAUAUAACUUUCACAUUGGGAAUUUAUGGAUUAUAUGCGGCUUGAAAUGCCUAACUAAACUAACAACGGUUGUUCACACGCCUGGACUGUAAAGUUCUUUGAAGAUGCUCCUUAAGCACUAACAGCUCCUCCGAGCGGCUUUGCUCCGCCGCCCGGCUCCGUGUCCCGCUAAGGUCCCGUGUCCUUGUCCCGGGUCCCCAGGCGCUGCAGCGCCCACCCGACGCCCUUUAUCGCGGCUCACGGGGACGGUGCGGACACAGAGGGCCGAGCACCGCAACGCCGCGGCCGGGCAGCCCCGCUUCACCGCCGGGGCCCGGGGCGGGCGUGCCGCUGUCCCCGGCGGGGGCGGGCCCGGGCCGGCUCCCCCUCCCCGGCGCCGCCGGCUGAGCCUUAACAGGGAAUGGCUUUUACACUUGAAGAAAGGUUACAGCUGGGAAUUCAUGGUCUCCUUCCUCCUUGCUUCCUGAGCCAAGACGUUCAACUCCUUCGUGUGAUGAAAAACUUUGAAAAGCAAUCUAAUGAUCUAGACAAGUAUAUUAUUCUUAUGACAUUGCAAGACAGGAAUGAGAAGCUUUUUUACCGAGUGCUGACCUCUGAUAUCGAGAAAUUCAUGCCCAUAGUUUACACCCCAACAGUUGGCCUGGCUUGUCAGCAGUAUGGUUUGGCUUUCAGGAGACCACGGGGAUUGUUUAUCACCAUCCAUGACAGAGGCCACAUUGCAACAAUGCUAAACUCUUGGCCUGAAGAAAAUGUUAAGGCUAUUGUGGUGACAGAUGGAGAGAGGAUUCUUGGUUUAGGAGACCUAGGAAGUUACGGCAUGGGUAUCCCAGUUGGAAAACUUGCUUUGUACACUGCUUGUGGUGGAGUUAACCCACAACAAUGUCUCCCUGUCCUACUGGAUGUUGGCACAGACAAUGAGGCUCUCCUGAAUGAUCCACUCUAUAUUGGACUGAAACACAAGAGGGUUCGUGGGAAGCAGUACGACGAACUGAUUGAUGAGUUUAUGCAGGCAGUUACCAACAAGUACGGCAUGAAUUGUCUGAUCCAGUUUGAAGAUUUUGCCAAUGUUAACGCUUUUCGUCUCCUCAAUAAAUACCGCAACAGAUACUGUACAUUCAAUGAUGAUAUUCAGGGCACAGCAUCUGUUGCAGUCGCUGGCCUCAUUGCAGCCUUAAGAAUCACAAAGAGCAAGCUCUCUGACCAGAAGUUUGUUUUCCAGGGAGCUGGAGAGGCUGCAAUGGGCAUAGCUCAUCUCAUCCUCAUGGCCAUGGAAAAGGAAGGAGUUUCACAAGAGGAUGCCAUCAAAAAAAUUUGGAUGGUGGACUCCAAGGGACUGAUUGUGAAGGGCAGGAGCCACCUGAAUCACGAGAAAGAAAUUUUUGCCCAGGACCACCCCAGUGUGGACACACUGGAAGAGGUUGUGGAGAAAGUGAAGCCUACAGCAGUUAUAGGUGUGGCGGCCGUUGCAGGCGCUUUCACUGAGAAGCUGCUGAAGGACAUGGCAGCCUUCAAUGAGAGGCCCAUCGUGUUCGCCCUGAGCAACCCCACGAGCAAAGCAGAGUGCACAGCAGAGCAGUGCUACCACCUCACCCAGGGCCGGGGAAUAUUUGCAAGUGGGAGUCCAUUCCCAAAGGUAACCCUACCCAAUGGACAGACCUUCUUCCCUGGCCAAGGAAACAACGCCUACGUCUUCCCAGGAGUGGCUCUGGGAGUCAUUGCCGGCGGGAUCCGACACAUCUCUGAUGAAAUCUUCCUCAUCACAGCAGAGACUAUUGCUGCCGAGGUGACAGAGCAGAAUCUUGCAGAAGGAAGACUCUAUCCCCCCUUGGGCAGCAUCAGAGAAGUGUCUCUCAAAAUUGCUGUGAAAAUUGUUGACUGGGCCUACAAGCAUGGCCUCGCUUCUUCGUACCCCGAGCCAGCAGACAAGGAAACCUUUGUGAAACAGCUCAUGUACAGCUCUGACUACGAUUCAUUUGCUUUUGAUGAUUACAGGUGGCCCCCCGCAGCCAUGCAAACACAAAGUAUAUAAUGUUUUGUGAGAAUUGUUCUCUCAUUUUUGCCAUCAGUUCCUGUGGCCCAUGUCAUUGCUGAUAUAACGCACCUCCAGGCUUGCAGAAUGAUAAAAGUAAAUUAAUCCAA